AUGCUCAAGUUGUUCGUACUCAUUGCCGUCGCCAUUUGCGCUGUUAACGCAGGCAUCAUCGGAGGUUAUGGAAUCGGCCAUGGUGCUGUCAUAGCAGCUGCCCCAGCUGUCCACGUUGCAGAGUCCUACCAAAACAGUAACCAAAUUUCCCUUCAUCCAACUCCAAUCAUCGUAUCUCACGCUGCACCAGUGAUCACCAAAGUUGCUGCUGCCCCAGUUCUUUAUGCUUCUCAUGGUCUCAGCUACGGUGGUCAUGGGCUUGGACUCCAUUGAGUUUUAUACAAUGGAAUGAGUUAGCUGGUGCGAAUUCAUCUUGAAUGUUGUAUAUACAUAUUUAA
Coccinella septempunctata (seven-spotted ladybird) is the source of this 338-nucleotide messenger RNA. Its product is annotated as cuticle protein 63-like. The transcript is spliced from 2 exons. The record is from RefSeq and is a predicted model, not a curated record. The coding region runs from base 1 to 273 and encodes 90 amino acids. NCBI's taxonomy places the organism in Eukaryota, Metazoa, Arthropoda, Insecta, Coleoptera, Coccinellidae.